Molecule: messenger RNA, 5381 nt
Organism: Paramormyrops kingsleyae
Lineage: Eukaryota; Metazoa; Chordata; Actinopteri; Osteoglossiformes; Mormyridae
Product: protein spire homolog 1-like
Biological process (GO): actin nucleation; polar body extrusion after meiotic divisions; cleavage furrow formation
Cellular component (GO): cytoplasmic vesicle membrane; cell cortex
Molecular function (GO): microtubule binding; actin binding
Source: RefSeq, a predicted model, not a curated record
AAGGCUUUAGUGCCAAGAUGCGACAAAAAAGCAAGUCGUAUUUUACUUCCGGAAUAACUAUUUUAAAUGCGAAUUGUGGUUUUAUAAGAUGCAUGUGUUUCUCAAACAAAAAACAAUAUAUAAUACAAAUAAACAAAAAAUAAUAAAAUACAUCCAGAAAAUAUUUUUUCCGAAAGUGAUACGUUGGCUGUCAAAUAUCGGCAGAGGGCGCAAUAAAUCACGGCAAAUCUAUAAGCUCCAGAAUUAAUUUUCCCUACAGGAUUACAAAUAUUUAUUAAGCACUUCAUUUAAUGGCACAGCUCGUAAGUUUCUUGAAAGAGUAAUCAGUGCAUCUUAAAUUGCUAACAGUAGGGUCUACGCACAAGGCAUUUCAUUUACGGAGACAAGGAAAAUACAUUCAUCCAAAAUAAUCAAAAUCGAUGUACUGUUUGUGAUACCUCGAAUUUAUGUGUUACAUUUACUUCUAAAAUUUGUUCGUUAUACAUAGAUGAUUCCCUUAGGUAAACAUCCGUGAAAUGCCUGUCAUUUUAAGGAAGAAAACAAGAAUUCAUGUGACGAAUUCAUCUUAGGAAUCCCAGUUAAUAUAAAUAGGGACAGGUUAUGAAACAGGAUUUCAAAAUUUAGUAUUAUGGCGAAAGGAAAUUCACAACGGGGGUCACAGGCUGGGGUUCAACACUGGAUGCACAGUACAGGGUAACAGUACAGUAAGUGAAGGGUAACAUAAAUAAUGUACAGCAUUCGGCUAUGAUUCGUAAUAACGACAGCUAUUUGAGUGCGUUAUUUUAAUACAUUUUUUAUCAGAAUAUGGGGAAUUGAAAAUGAAUAGAAAUCAGGAUUCCUGCAGCGCAGAGUCAUAGCUGGAGGACGAAAAUGACAACACCGGCACGAAUUAUACAACUUAGCGGGCAUGUGGACCACGUAAGCAAGUCGGUCACGUGACCAGAGCGCAUAAAAAAGGCUGACAGAAGGGCGGCUGUAUUCAUAGCGCUGGUGUUACAGUCGGGAUUCACGUUGGAGGGUCCAGCUCUGCCGUAUGACUUACGGCAAACACUAGUGUGAUUAGCUGUUUAGGCUCGGACCUCCCCACCUUUGACGGAUAUAAUGAGAGCAUGGCCAAGCGGCGGGACGCCGAUGAAGGGAGGCUGAGCGCUCCGGCGGCGCGACCGGAGCGCGGCGAUGCGCUGGAUCCCGGGCAGCUGACCAUGGAUGGCGAGGACGGAGCGGAGGAGGAGCUGUCGCUGGAAGAGAUCUUGGUUCUGUACGGCCAGCCGAUCAACGAGGAGCAGGCAUGGGCCGUGUGCUAUCAGUGCUGCUGCUCCUUGGCGCGGGGAAGCGGGGGAGAGUCCAAGUCCCGUGGGGCUUCAGCGGGGUGUCACGCAGGCAGGAUCGGGGGACCCGGGGACGUCAGGAUUCGCAAAGAUGGGUCUGUCAGGUUACAGCAUCAGGAUGCUCCAGAUAAGCAUCGGUCACCAUGCACAAUGACAGAGAUGAUCGAGUCACUGGGCAUCAUGAUCUACAAGGCCCUGGACUACGGGCUCAAGGAGAACGAGGAGCGGGAGUUGAGUCCCCCACUGGAGAACAUCAUCGACCUCAUGACCAACGUGGCGGAGACAGAGGGCGACGGCUGCCCCGAUGAGGGCUACGAGGCCACGGAGGAAGAGGACGAGGAAGUCCAGGCCGAGGUCCUUAGUGUCCGCGGCUACAGAGACAUCCUCAAGCUCUGCACUUCCCAUCUCCCCAGUCCCUUAGAUGCCCCCGACCACUACCAGGCCGUCUGCCGUGCCCUCUACGCCGAGACCAGGGAGCUCCGCACCUUCCUGGAGAAGAUAAAGAAUGCCAAAGAGAACCUGAGGAAGAUGGAGGGGGAGCAGGAGGAGGAACCGCGGGACCUCAACGACCUGCAGAACGCCGACUGGGCUCGGUUCUGGGUCCAGGUGAUGAGGGACCUACGCACCGGUGUAAAGCUGAAGAAGGUCCAGGAGCGUCAGUACAACCCGCUGCCCAUCGAGUUCCAGCUGACGCCCUACGAGAUGCUGAUGGACGACAUCCGCUCCAAGCGCUACAAGCUGCGCAAGGUCAUGGUCAAUGGGGAUAUCCCUCCCAGGCUGAGGAAGAGUGCCCAUGAGGUCAUCCUGGAGUUCAUCAGGUCCAGGCCGCCCCUGAACCCAGUCGCAGCCCGGAAGCUGAAGCCCCACCCAGAGAGGCCGCCAACCCUUCACGAGCGAAUCCUGGAGGAGAUCAAGUCUGAGAGGAAGCUGCGGCCCGUGUCUCCGGAGCAGAUCCGCAGGAGCCGGCUGGUAUUUCGGCCUCUUAGCAUGUCUUACAGUUUUGACUUGUCAGACAUGUCGAACGGGGCCUCCAGGAAGAAGACUCUUAGUGCCCUCGGACUGACCAAUGGGACGGCGGCUCAGGGCCAGCAGAACGGGGUGACUGAGGGGCAGCUGCUGUCCCAGCGGAAGAGGCUCCUGAAGGCCCCGACGCUGGCGGAACUGGAGAGCUCCGAGUCGGAGGAGGAGGUGACACGCCGGUCGGCCAGUAGUUCCAGCAUCUCCACGUCCAUGGUGGAGGACACCUCCCCAGAGUCUGUCCUGGGCAAGAAGACUCCGCCCCUGUUCCUGCCCAUCUCCUCCACACCCCAACCGGAGCGACGUCAGACCACCCAGAGGAGACACUCCAUCGAGAAGGAGACCCCAACAAACGUGCGGCAAUUCAUGCCCCCGACGCGGCAGAGCUCCAAGUCUCUGGUGGCGAGGAUAGUCCGUUUGUUUCCCAGGAUCCCCCCCAUGUCCGCCCUGCACGCUCUGCAGAGCGCCCACCCCUCGGAGACGGCCGUGCUGGGGGUGUUCUGGGCCGUGUCCGCCCUCUGUGAGAGCGUUUGCGUCAGCAGGCCCGAAUCCUCCAAGGAGGAGUUCUGCUACCCGGUGGAGUGCCUGGCCCUCACGGUGGAGGAGGUGAUGCACAUCCGGCAGGUGCUGGUGAAGGCCGAGCUGGAGAAGUUCCAGCAGUACCGGGACGUGUACAACGCCCUGAAGAAGGGCAAGCUUUGCUUCUCCUGCCGGACAAAGAGGUUCUCCUUCUUCACCUGGUCAUAUACCUGCCAGUUCUGCAAAAGACCCGUGUGCUCACAGUGCUGUAAAAAGAUGAGGCUUCCGGCCAAACCCUACGCCAGCCUGCCCAUCUAUUCGCUGGGCCCCAGUGCCCUGCCCCACGCCACCUCCUCAGCCCAGCCCGAGACGUCCUCCUCCAGUCCCCAACGGCACAGUCUCCAGCGAACUGUCUCCAGGCUGACCAAGCCUGGAGACGGGACACGUGGGGAGGUGGCUCUACCUGAGGAGCUGACAGAGGACUGGAGCACCAUGGAAGUGUGCAUAGACUGCAAGAAGUUCAUCUCAGACAUCAUCUCGUCCAGCAAGCGCAGCCUGUCGCUGGCCACUAGGCGAGCUCGCUUGAAGCGCAAGACCAAGUCCUUCUACAUGUCCUCACCCAACACGUCAGAGUACCGGCCGUCCGAAAGGACCAUCAAAGAAGUGUAGCCCGGUGCCUUGUCCUUACAGGCCCCCACCCCCCACAUCCCAGACCUAAUCCCCCCCCCGAGAAUGAAACGGGACAAACUCUCAGAAUCUGACUGGGUGGUGAUGGUCAACCCACUGGCAGGUGGUGUCCGUCCCACUGGGUUUGGCCGACGUCUCCCAUCGUUCCUGUGCGCUCACGUCACGGGCCCUGGGCGGGAAUGGGGGCCCCUGGGCGGGAAUGGGGCCCCAGGCCGGAACGCCGCUGAAAUCGGGUGGAUGGCUGGGGUUGAUGUUUGGUUGGCUGCCUGUCUGCUGUUGAGUACCAGAUCUUCCAGACAAAAAACAGUGACAUGUGUCCUGUUGUUCUGUGGCUGCUGUGUGCGGUUCCCCCUUUCUGCCAACAUCCCCCCCCUCCUGCCUGGUUGAAGUGUACAGGCUGGGGCAGGGGCAGGGCACCCAGCGUGGUGCAACCCCUCCCAUCACCAUAGCAAAUUUGGAUUUAUCACGUUUGAAUCCCAGAGGAUUCUACAAAUGGCUCGGCAUCUGGCCCCUCCCUCCAUACAGGAUUAUAUACAAGCACAAUUCUAUGGAAAAACUUGUAAAUACAAAUUUACAAAAUAAAUUGUACAAAUUUAUUUGAACAUUUUCAGUGCAGCUUAUUUAAAAAAAAUAAAUAAAAUCAACCCUAAAUGAAUUAAGGGAGAAAAGGUCAGUCAGAACAGUAUCCUGAGCCAGUGAGGCAACAAGCCAAAAGUAAUGACAAUAAUGGAUGUUUUAAGGAUUAUUUAUACCAGCUUUGGAUUGUAAAUGUUUUCCUACAUGGUGAUGUUUUUUACGGCAAAGUUUACAUGUGUGUACACACCGUGGUGAGGCCAGUGCUGUCUUAUGGACUCCAUUUCCUCACUCUGUGUGUGGCUUUUUUUUUUUAAAAAAAAAAACAUCCCUUGGUUUCUAUGGGCUGGAACUACAACAGCAGACCAGGCCAGUACUAUAUCACGUGUUUUGAGGGAACCCCGUCCACACGUUGGAAGAAAAGCCCGUUUAUAAACGGAUGUUUGUUUGUAUCGUCAGGGUUGCCAUACAAUUAAUCUGUUCCAGCAAUUAUGUCCCGCCCCUGCAUUUCCAAACGGGGUAUACCUUGAUCUUCGUUAUGGGCAUUUCAGGAAUUUCAGACUAGAAUGCUGGUCGUUUCUAAGUUGAGACCCCUUCCCGGACAUUGUGACGAGGAGGCAGAAACAGGCCGCGUUAUCCAUUGUACAGCGUAAUUCAUAUAACUAAGAUAUUUAAGAACAAGGUCUUUUCUGUUUGUGGAGGUUUCGUUUAACAUUUGAGUUUUUCUUACUUGCCUAAAGGGGUCGCCUCUGUAUUUGCUGGAUAUUUCUGCUUCUCCUUGCUGUAAAAUACUUAAUGCCACAUGACAGAAAUGAAUAUGAUCCCAAACGUGCCAGCUGAGUACCAUCUGGUCUCAGAGGGUCAUGAGAGACAGAGAUGGGUGACCAUUUGUGUAUAAGAUGUACAGUCAACUUGUAUAUUACCAAUCGCUACGGUCUACUGAACUGUGCUAAAAACUUUAGUUUAUUUGAAUAAUUUGAAUUAAUGAUUUAUUAUUAUUACUAAGAAUGUUAUUGUCAUUGAUAUGAGCAUUUUUAAGUUGUUUUCCUACAACCCUAACAUUCAGUCCUAGUAAACCAGUUACAGGAAUCAGUUUGUUUUGCUUUUGCCUUGUGUAAAAAAACAAAAACAAAACAAAAAAAACUGCAAUCCAUUUUCCAGCCAGCCUGUACUCAGCCUGCCCUGUUCCCUCCCUCAUUUUGGAAAGUACCGAAUUUCCUAGUCGUUUGUGGAAUAAAAGGGAACACCUUUCGUUUA